AUGUCUCUAGAGACCGGCAAGAAUGUCGUGGAUAGUGGAGAAGCUCGUCUCAUUGCCCUUGGUUACAAACAAGAACUGAAGCGCGACUUUAACCUCUUCACCAACAGCGCCAUCAGCUUUAGCAUUAUUUCCAUCCUCACUGGAGUCACCGGCUCCCUGGGGAUUGCCAUGAACAAUGGCGGUCCUGUGGCAGCUGUCUGGGGAUGGGUGUGGGUCGCUGUCAUGACCAUGACAGUGGGCAUAGCCAUGGCUGAGAUUGUGUCAUCCCUGCCCAGCAGCGGAGGCCCCUACUUCUGGAGUGCGCAGCUGGCUACCAAGAAGUACUCGCCCUUUGCAGCCUGGAUGACAGGCUGGUUUAAUCUGCUGGGCCAGGCAGCAGUGACUGCCGGCAUUGACUUCACGCUUGCCAAUCAUCUUGCGGCCAUGUGGCUCCUGUCCAGUGGCAAGGUCUUCACUCAGGGGGAGCUCCUGGCCACCUAUGCAGUGAUUCUGGUGGUCCACGCGUUGAUCAACUUUUUGCCGACGCGCGUUCUGGCAAUCAUGAACGGAGUCUCAGCCGUCUGGCACGUUGUGGGUACAUUCACUCUUAUCAUCCUGCUGCUGGCAGUCGCGCCCACUCACCAGUCUGCGGAGUAUGUGUUCACCACCUUCAACAGCGACACUGAAGCCACCGGCGUUCCCUCCUCUGCGUACAUCUUCCUGCUGGGCAUCCUCAUGAGCCAAUUUACACUGACUGGAUUUGACGCGUGCGGACACAUGAGCGAGGAGACCAAGUCAGCUGACUGGUCUGCACCCUGGGGCAUUAUCAUUGCACUCGGCACUUCUGCUUUGGUCGGCUGGGGCUACAUCCUCGCUCUGCUCUUCAGCAUCCAGGAUCCUGCGAAUUUGACUGCCGGUAACGCCAACGGCUACACGAGCGGCCAGAUCUUCUACGACGCCUUCUAUGCGCGUUACGGUACGGGUACGGGAGCGGUGGUGGCCAUGGGAAUCCCUAUGAUCGCCAUGUUCUUCUGUGGCGCUUCCUCCGUCACGUCCAACUCCAGGAUGCUGUGGUCCUUCUCGCGCGACGGAGCGAUGCCUCUCUGGAGGGUGUGGAGCAGCGUCAACCCCUGGACCAAGACACCAAUCAACGCCGUCGUUUUCAUGGUCGUGCUGGCCUUCAUCCUGGGUCUGCCCAUGCUCAACUCCAUCACCGCCUUCACCGCUGUCAUCUCCAUCUCAACCAUCGGCCUCUACAUCUCCUACGCCAUCCCCGUCUUCAUCCGCCUGAUCAACAAUAAGGACUUUGAGCCCGGCCCGUUCUCGCUGGGCACCCUUGGAGUCAUCAUCUCCUGGAUCUCUGUCCUCUGGGUCGGCUUCAUCACGGUGGUCUUCGUGCUGCCUGGAGUGUAUCCGGUGACGUCCACCAACCUCAACUAUGCGCCGGUGGCCGUGGGUAUCGUGCUUUUCGGCGCGCUGAUAUUCUUUUUCUUCCCCUACAUCGGCGCCUACCGCUGGUACCGCGGCGAGCGCCACACGGUCGAGGAUUUCUCGAUGCACAAGAGGGAGGCCGAGGCCGCCAAGGCAUCCUCUGCCGAGCCCAAGGAGUCCGCCAGUGGCAGGCGAAGUGUUGAUCUAGAAAUCUCCUCACUCAAGGAGCUUAGGUGUGCAAGCUCUGUAUCGCUGGAAAUGGACUGGGAGAAGUUCACGGCCAGUGUGGAUGUGCUGGAGGGGUGCAGGGCAACCACCAUGCCUGCAGAGGCCCCUCGACCAGUCCUCAAUUCCAUCUGCACAGGCAACACAGCCAGGAGGCUGCCUCAGGACAUCGCUGUAAGGCCUGGCAGCACAGACCGGCUUGUUGUCAACCUGGCAGAAUACCGCAAGGGCUACCACUAUCUGGUGGAGGUCCCCCGGGCGGCGCCUGAUCAGGAGAACCUGACCCCACGCCGCGUGCUGGACCAGCAAGGCUCCAACGACUUCACCGCCUACAUGCAGGAGACCGCCGGAUCCCCCAUGUUCAGCCCCGACCUGUACAUGGCAUCGAGUCCAUUUGCUGCGCACACGCGGCAGCCCUUCGACAGCGCGAGCUGCCGGUCGCGGCUGUCGGAUUACGGGUACGACACGCACUCGGAGGACGGCGAUUACGGGGACUACGGGGACGAGGACGGGUGUAUAAACGGUGAGGGCGCUCCAGAUCAGGACGCGCAGGGCACCAAGCGGCCCGCGGAGCCAAUCGAAGACUGUGGCUUCUGGGCUGAGGUUGGCGCUUCGGAGAGCCAAGAAUCUCCGGCGAACAGCCAGGGCACGAGCACAGAGACGCACUUCCAGUUCGCGCCGCCAGGGCCGGUGGAGUGGGAGGUCAACGAGUGGGACAGCGCCAGCGAUCGCGGCAAGCGCCAGUGCACGCCCUCUGCCGCGCGCAAGGAGCUGUUUCCUAGUCUGGCGAGCCGCCACGGCUCCGACGGCGUUCUCUGCCCCGCCGCGCCUGAUCAGGCGCCCCUCGAUCGGCUUCAAGCCCCCAGGCCGCCGCCAGCCGUGCUCCUGCCCUGGGACAUGGAGUGA
Messenger RNA from Coccomyxa subellipsoidea C-169, 2541 nucleotides. RefSeq lists its product as hypothetical. The transcript has 22 exons. The record is from RefSeq and is a predicted model, not a curated record. NCBI's taxonomy places the organism in Eukaryota, Viridiplantae, Chlorophyta, Trebouxiophyceae, Coccomyxaceae. Gene Ontology annotation, biological process: transmembrane transport; gamma-aminobutyric acid transport. Gene Ontology annotation, molecular function: gamma-aminobutyric acid transmembrane transporter activity; L-alanine transmembrane transporter activity; L-lysine transmembrane transporter activity. The coding region runs from base 1 to 2541 and encodes 846 amino acids. Gene Ontology annotation, cellular component: membrane.